Molecule: messenger RNA, 1850 nt
Organism: Amorphotheca resinae ATCC 22711
Lineage: Eukaryota; Fungi; Ascomycota; Leotiomycetes; Helotiales; Amorphothecaceae
Exons: 2
Coding region: 25-1554 (509 amino acids)
Molecular function (GO): monooxygenase activity; iron ion binding; heme binding
Source: RefSeq, a predicted model, not a curated record
UGCUAUCCUCUCCAACAUCAUAACAUGAGCCCCAUGGGGGUCCUCCUCCUUGCCCUGCUCAUCCCCAUCGCCUUCAUCCUACGCCAGUACUUUACGAUCCAUUACCCCCGUAACCUGCCGCGCGUCUGUGACGAGGGCAGAUGGCGCUUCCGCCUGCGGACGCGCCUACGGUACUACACCGACUGCCAGUCGCUGUUCCGCACCGCGUGGGAGCGGUAUUCCAAGCAUGGCAAGACGUGUCUGGUUCCCGGCCUCGGGUUCCGUGACGAGGUGAUCCUCCCGGCGAGCGCGCUCAAGUGGGCGACGACGCAGCCGGAUCAGGUGCUGAAUGUUGUCGCGGCGUUUGAGGAGCUCGAUCAGGUGCGGUACAAUGUGGGCCACGAGAAGUUUGUGUUGGAUUUGUGGCCGGGAUGGCUGGUUAAGAGGGAGAUGAACGCGGUGUUGGAGAGUCUGAUGGUGGGGUUGGCUGAGGAGGUGGGGGUUGCUUUUGAUCGGUGGUUUGGUGUGCAGGAGGAGUGGAGGGAUGUUAAGGUGCUGGAGACGAUGAAGAUGAUUGUUGCGCAGUGCAGUUCGAGAUUUACUGUUGGCUUACCGCUUUGCCGUAAAGAAUCCUAUCUGAAGAACUGCAUUAACUUCACUGAUCAGUUCUUCAUUACCGCCGGCACCAUAGGGGCUUGCCCCAAAUUCCUACGUCCUCUUCUGGGCCCGUUGAUGUUCCAAUUCCAACGCAUCAAUCUCCGUCGCAUGGCGAAGGAUUUCCAACCCCUAUUAGAAGCACGUAUGGAAGCUUAUUCUAACACCCCAAAGUCUCCUGACGAACCGCAAGACCAUCUACAGAUGAUGAUCCGCUAUGCACAGGUCAACCGCCCAGAAGAGCUAAACCUACACGACAUGACAGCCCGCCUAAGUAUGUCGAAUCUCGGGUCUUUCCAUCAAACAAGUAUCGCGGCCACGAACCUCAUCUUCAAUAUCGUGGCGAGCGACCCGGAAUUCAAUACCAUUUCCAUUCUAAGGGACGAGAUCAAGAGAGUUCUAGAAGAACAAGGAGGAAUUUGGACUAAAGCGGGAAUAGCAAGUAUGAUACGAACGGAUAGCGUAUGCAGAGAAACACUGCGAUUAUAUUCAUUCGGCAACCGGGCCAUCAUGCGUAAAGUCAUGGUCGAUGAUUUGACGACCGAAGACGGCAUCCUCUUGCCCAAGGGAGCGAUGGUUUCUCUACUCACACAUCCCGCUCAGUGCGACGAGGGUAUCUACAAGGACCCUCUGCGCUUCGACCCCUUUCGCUUCUCCCGGAUGAGGGAAGAUGGUCUGGCCAAUCUCAGCUUUGUAUCGACAGGCAGUCAGUUCCUGCCCUUCGGCCACGGGAAACAUGCGUGUCCCGGAAGGUUCCUGUUGGAUUUCGAACUGAAGAUGAUGGUUGCGUACCUGUUGACGAAUUACGAUCUGGAACUUCCAGAGGAAUACAAGGAGAAGAGGCCGGAGAACACUUGGAUAGCGGAAGCUUUGAUGCCACCUUCUGAGGGGAUGAUAAGGGUCAAGAGGAGAAAGAUUUAGAGAGGUAUGUUCUGGGACUGCUAGUGACGAUGUUUGGAGUUAAGGGGCGCUCUGGCAAAAUAGGGUAAUGAGGCGUAAAGGAUACAAGGAACGAUAAUAAUAAUGGAAUUCGGGAAAAUUGAUAUUGGUCCAGAGAUCAAUUUCAAACCGGAUAUCAAAAGACUUGACAGUUAUGCUUGGAAUCGUUGCUUUUCCAAUUGUAGACCUCGUAGAGAAAGCAGGGCGGACAACACUCUCGAUUUUCGAAAUAGCAAGAAACAGCACAUGUAUAUCAUGAAUUAUGAAUCAUUCCUCGG